AUGUCUCUCCUCUCCCAGCCCCGCCCCGUGCACCCGCGCGAGCGCCUCGCCCUCUUCACGCACAGCAGCAGCAGCAGCCUGUCGGCCGCGCUCGAGGCGUCGUCGCCGCUCGACAUCACGCGCACCAAGGCCAUCCAGGAGACGCUCGAGGCCCCGCCGCCGUCGCCCGUCGACUUUGGCCGCAACGGCUUCCACCAGCCGCACCAGCAGUCGGCCGAGGAGCUGUGGGCCGCCGCGAGAAGGCGGCUCGACGAGGAGGUCGGCGUCGUUGGCGCGUGA
This is a messenger RNA of Diplodia corticola, 279 nucleotides long. RefSeq lists its product as uncharacterized. Bases 1 to 279 code for a protein of 92 amino acids. The transcript has a single exon. The record is from RefSeq and is a predicted model, not a curated record. Lineage: Eukaryota; Fungi; Ascomycota; Dothideomycetes; Botryosphaeriales; Botryosphaeriaceae.